Messenger RNA from Cladocopium goreaui, 1281 nucleotides. The record is from the annotation of a GenBank genome assembly. Lineage: Eukaryota; Dinophyceae; Suessiales; Symbiodiniaceae.
AUGAGGUUGGAAGAGCAGGGGAGGUCCGUGUUGACGGAUUUAGGAGAAAACCACGCUCUUUGUCCAGCUCUCGUUGUGGCGCUUGUACUUCGUUUGUUGCAACUCCUAGUGAAGAACAACCACGUUUUACGGCGCCGUGUCCAAGCGACCAAGGCAAGCAAGCGACGCUUUGCUCAUGUUGUGCCAGCCCAAGUCAGGCAGGAAGCAGAUGGGCGACUUAUGCUACAGCAGCUGGAGAUUCAGGAUGAUUUGGAUGUUGCCUGCCAGGAUUUCAAGUUGGAGGAGUACGCCUCCUUUGGACGUGACCUUGGACAGAUUUGGCGACGUGCCCUAGAUGAUGCAUCCCCGCGCGAGGACUCCCAGCAAUCCCUGCGACCGGACUCCACGGGUAGCUCCGGAUCAACGGGCCUCGUUGAGGUGGCCAUCGUGUUGAAGGUAACUACAGCGCUGUUGCAAAGCUUCUUCGGUCGAGGUUCUGGAUCUCAAGGUCGAGCAUCUGAGUUUCUGUGGGAGGAUCCUUUGCUGUUCAACACCUGUAUUGCAGAGAUGAACGAACUGCAGGCCCUUUGGCAAUCCAUCGGAGCGGUGCUCCGAAGCGCCGCACGAAAGCAUCAACUUUGGAGUUUUUCGACGCCUGAUGCGAAAGUGCGAAAUCGGGAAGUCCAACAACUGGCUCAUUUGGGCCAGAUCCUGCAGCAACUCCCUCGCAUCCUGGACGGCUGUGGAUUGCAAGGGAGGCAGCAGCACAUGUUCCAGCAGUCCCUAAGCGUCUUCAAGUCUCCACCCGAGAGGACCUUGAGUGCAGCCGCCUCGUCGCUGUUUGUCCUGGAAGAGCAUUGGAAAGCGAAAGCAUGGCAGGAAGUUGGUUCCAAGCUGGGACUACUGAUGCAAGACAUGCUGCUUGAUGCCUUCCCCGAUACGGUGCGUCUCGACAGUGGCAGGUUGCGAAUACUGGCUCCUCCACACAGGAAAGGACCAAACACGCACGUGAUAAUCCUAUGCCUUUGUGCUGGGCUUGCCAUUCCUGUCACGGGCUUUGCGGCUGCAAGGGGCUGGAAUGUGCCCAGGAUCAUUCGUGCCAUGUUCGAGAUUCGUAAGGUACGGUGUGAUGACUGCGAAGAAGGAUCAGGAAAUGCGGUUGAAGAGAUUCAAAUUGAAUUCUCCGCCCGUAUUCGACGGCUGGAAAUGAGUGGAUUGCUACAUUCUGAAGAGGAAGAAACGAUUGAAGACUUCCAUGAGUCAAUGAAGAUUCCUUACUCGGCAAGUCGUGUGAAAUGUUGA